AUGAAGAGUUCCCCUGGGAGUCUGCUUAUUUCACUCGGGGCUCUGGUGCUAUCUUAUGCAGGGAUACGAGUGGGUUGUCUACCAGAUCCCUUCGCGGGUGCUGGGAUUCCUUUGGAGAUAGUGUUUAAUGAGCUUCUUGCAAAGAAUCAAGGCCCUGCGUAUGCUGCGUGUCGAAUGUUUCCUAACAAGAAUUCCCAACCUGGUCAGCCAAGGAUCACAGGACACGUUCUCUUCAAACAACUAGAUCCAAAAAGCGGUGUAGAAGGCUAUUUCAACUUGCAAGGAUUUCCUUCUAGCAGCAUCAAGCAUCCAAUGCAUGUCCAUGAGCUCGGAUCUGUGUGGGACAGCUGUGAAUCCACGGGUAAACACUACAACCCCUUCAAUACAAACCACCCCAAUCACCCUGGAGACUUCAACAAUUUCGAAGUAACUGGUGGGAAAAUUGUUAAACGCCUCACUGGUCUCAAGGUGACCUUGUUUGGCAUUAAUUCAAUUCUUAGCCGAGGUGUGGUCUUGCAUAAUGGUGUGGAUGACUUGGGACAAGGUGGGGAUAGUGGAAGUCUUCAGGAUGGAAACUCAGGGAGGCCUAUAGCUUGCUGUGUCAUCAGAGUCAGUACAGUUGAGUUUUGGAAUUCUAUUGCUUCAACUUAA
Molecule: messenger RNA, 651 nt
Organism: Callorhinchus milii (elephant shark)
Lineage: Eukaryota; Metazoa; Chordata; Chondrichthyes; Chimaeriformes; Callorhinchidae
Product: extracellular superoxide dismutase [Cu-Zn]-like
Exons: 1
Coding region: 1-651 (216 amino acids)
Biological process (GO): removal of superoxide radicals
Molecular function (GO): copper ion binding; superoxide dismutase activity
Source: RefSeq, a predicted model, not a curated record